GUUCUUCCACUGUGUCUAGCUGGUGCCAUAGACGUGGGAAAACCAAGCUGCGUGUAUAUAAGGGAAAUGGAACGAUAAUUAUACACUACUGGUACAUUUCUCAGGAUGGAUGUCUUACGCCUCGCGCUCAUUCUUGUACUUGCGGCUGCCCCAGGGACUCUCGCCUGUUCCUUCGGCUUCACGGACAUCAACGGGGAAUGUCUCGAGUUCCAUCCUGAGUUGCUGGUGCCGUGGCAAGACGCCGUGACUUACUGCCAGAACGGUACACAGACGGUCCUUGCUUCUGUCAAAAAUGCGGAUACGCUUAGAGAUGUGUACACAUACAUUCUGACUUACGGCCUGACUGGGUCCUUCUGGCUGGGCGCGUCCGAUUUGGAAUUGGAGGGCGACUGGUCGUGGCUGGACGGCACGAGGGUGGACAGAGGCACGCCUUUCUGGGCCAUUCACACGGGCCUCUUCGGCUGGGAUCACGAACCCAACGGCGGGACGGACCAGAACUGCCUGGCGCUCGACUCCGAGAGGCUCUACUACUUCAACGACGCCGACUGCUCCUCGCUCUUCCACCCAAUCUGCAUGGAAUAGACCCGGGCAGCCUCCUCUCUCGCGGGACAUGCACACUUGACCCUCUACAGGCAAGGCACAGACUGGAUUGGAGGUGUUGCGUGUUCGGGCUUUCGUGAAUUCAUACCAUAUAUGAAUACACAUAGACACACGCAUACACAAACAGAUCCAUACCAGCGCCCGCAUACUGACAAACAUACACAAAGUUAUAUCCAUAGAUAACCCAUAUAUCACCCAUCAGACACCACCAACACGAGAAAUGACAAGUGGCGAAAGGCAAGAAAAAAAAAUAAAUAAAAAUAGAGAUGUUGA
Messenger RNA from Penaeus vannamei (Pacific white shrimp), 873 nucleotides. RefSeq names its product snaclec 6. Gene Ontology annotation, molecular function: carbohydrate binding. Gene Ontology annotation, biological process: biological process involved in interspecies interaction between organisms. Lineage: Eukaryota; Metazoa; Arthropoda; Malacostraca; Decapoda; Penaeidae. The record is from RefSeq and is a predicted model, not a curated record. Gene Ontology annotation, cellular component: external side of plasma membrane.